Molecule: messenger RNA, 2655 nt
Organism: Aspergillus nidulans FGSC A4
Lineage: Eukaryota; Fungi; Ascomycota; Eurotiomycetes; Eurotiales; Aspergillaceae
Product: M28 family metallopeptidase
Exons: 2
Coding region: 1-2655 (884 amino acids)
Source: RefSeq, a predicted model, not a curated record
AUGACUAAAGAUCAGAAAUACGAAUAUGAUUCUCUCCCAAUCCCGUCUUACGAAGAGGCCAUCGCCGACCGACCGAGCUCGUCCCGAACGCAUCUCGCCGCCGAUGUGACCGACGACCCGGCCGCCGAAGGCCAGGCCCUGCUUCACGAGACCCGUGAGUCCGCUGCCCGCGACGGGCCUCAGUCGCGGCCUCAUGGCUAUCACCCUCCUACCGUUGAGUCCGCUCGAAAUAGCGUCGAUGACCUAGGCUCUUCGCCUGCCGCUUCGGAAAGGGGCUCGCUGGAGGAAUUGCGCGGGGAGCUUAAUCAGAUGGAUGUUGAGGAUGGCAGUCAGCAGAGCUCUCAACGUUCGCGAUUACGGUCUCGACUUUCCAAGCCGUUCAGUAAUCUCGGCAGGACGUUAUCGUCGAUACAUCUCCCGCUUCGCCGGUUCCUACCUAAUUUCAAAUUCACAAUCAACCUGAAUUCAGCUCGGACGAGUUUCAACUCUAACGGAUGCAUUAUCCUGCUUCGCCUGUUCGGUUUAUUACUCGUCAUCGCUGUCAUCUAUGUGUUCGUUGUCUCGGAUGUGUUUAAUUUUAGUUCACGAUUUAUGAUGGGCCAGUCAUAUAGCGCGGCGUCAGUGGAGAAUUUCGUCCAGGGCCAUAUCAACGAGACGAAUAUCGCUGAAUACUUGAGGAGGGUGACUGAGUUUCCGCACAUGGCCGGUACCGAAGGAAGCUACGUGCUUGCAGAAUGGAUACAGCGGGAAUUCGAGGAAGCAGGCUUGGAGACGAUCGAAAUGGAGAAGUAUGAGGUGUAUCUAAAUUACCCCAAGGAAGACGGGCGGCGGAUAGCUAUUAUUGACCCACCCGAUCUCAGGUGGGAGGCUAUUCUUGAGGAGAAUGACAGCGAGACACCGGUCUUUCAUGGACAUUCAAAAUCAGGGAAUGUCACCGGUCAUCUCGUCUACGCAAACUAUGGAUCCCGGGAAGAUUUCCAGUAUUUGGCGGACAAAGGGAUCAAUUUGAAUGGCUCCAUCGCUCUCGUCCGGUAUUAUGGGACCGAAUCAGAUCGUGCUCUGAAGGUCAAAGCCGCCGAACUCGCUGGUGCGGCCGGGUGUAUUAUCUAUUCCGACCCGUCUGAUGAUGGGUUUGUUAGAGGUGCGGCCUACCCAAAGGGCCGCUUCAUGCCCGCGGAUGGCGUUCAAAGGGGCGCCGUGAGUCAGAUGUCGUAUGUGGUUGGGGACGUACUGUCUCCAGGGUUUGCGUCGACGCCACAAAUGAAAACGAGGUUGAGUCUGGAGCAAACAACAGGCAUGCCAGGCAUUCCGAGUCUUCCUCUGGCAUGGCGUGACGCGCAGAGGCUUCUGCAGGUGCUUGAAGGGCACGGGUCAAAGGUGCCGAAGAAAUGGGUUGGCGGUGUUCCCAAGGUCAAGCAAUGGUGGACAGGCGACGAGAAGUCGCCUACUGUGAAUCUCAUGAACCUUCAGGAUGAAGUGGAUCGACAGCCUAUUUACAACGUUAUUGGAAGGAUUCACGGAAUGGAAGAACCGGAAAAAAAGAUCAUUGUGGGCAAUCAUCGUGACUCGUGGUGCUUAGGGAGUGCAGACCCGGGCAGUGGAACUGCUGUUUUCCUGGAACUUGUGCGCGUCUUCGGUGAACUCCUGACGUUCGGCUGGCGGCCACUGCGGACAAUUGAGUUUGCUAGCUGGGAUGCAGAAGAGUAUAACCUGAUCGGUUCUACGGAGCAUGUCGAGGACAGCAUGGACAAUUUGCACGGGAAUGCGUACGCGUAUAUCAACGUGGACGUCGGUGUCAGCGGCACGGACUUUGAAGCUUCCGGCUGUCCUCUCUACGAGCGCGUUGUCAUGCAAGUCCUAGGCCGAAUUUCAGAUCCCGUUACGAACGAGACCCUAAAAGACAUUUGGGAGCAAAAGAACAAGAGGUUUGCACCUCUAGGAGCCGGAAGUGACUAUGUGGCUUUUCAAGACCUUGCAGGUAUUUCCAGUAUAGACUUUGGGUUCACCGGGGAACCAUAUCCCUAUCACAGUUGCCACGAGAACUUUGACUGGAUGGCCAAGUUUGGAGACCCUGGCUUCCAGUAUCACAAGAUCUUAGGUCAGUUCUGGGGCUUGCUGCUUCUGCAGUUCGCGGACAACCCGAUCUUACCAUACGAUGUGGAGGUAUACGCAGAACACCUGGCCGGUUAUGUCAUUGAUCUGGAAAACUAUGCACGAUCCAAGAAUGUGCCCAUCGACAAUAACGCUUCAGGAGACUCCUCCGUCAACCUAACCCCUCUGUACAAUGCCACCUCGAAACUUCGCGCGGACGCAGAGCAAUUCCAGCAGUGGCCGAAAUUAUGGCACGAUGCUGUGUGGGGAGCUGGGGGAUUCGAGAAUAACAUCAUAGCAUUGCAGCGCAUGUCGCAUAAUUUCCGAAUGGCCAAGCUGGAUGUCCACCUGCUUGACAACCGAUAUGGCGGCGGGAUACCCAACCGUACGCAAUUCAAACAUGUCGUCUUCGGCCCCCAGCUUUGGUCCGGCUACGACGCAGCUAUUUUCCCUGCUAUCCAGGACAGCCUCGAAACGAGGAACUGGACACUGGCGCAGGAAUGGGUCGACCGUAUCGCUGGUAUCAUCCAGAACGCGGGCGACAAGCUAUUGCAUGACGAUUGA